AUAUGACACUGUGUGCGAAUGACGUUUCACGCGCUAGUUUGAGUGUUUUCGUUGUAAAAUCUUACUUUUCAGUUAUCACGUCGUGUCACGAAUAACAUCAGACAGCGAUCAAACCUUCAAAGUCGACUAUGGAUAACGAUAUUAAGAAAGUCUUAGCUAAACUCACAAACACCAAGAAGUCUGAUGCGAUUAGAGGGUCAUGCAGAAAGUGUGGAUAUGCGGGCCAUCUGACCUACCAGUGUAGAAACUUUGUGAAGGUAAAUCCCAACACUGACAUUGUCUUGGAUGUGAGUAGCACGAGCUCAGAGAGCAGCGACGAGGAAGACUUCAAAUCACCUCUAGUGCAGCUAAGGGAAGCGGAAACCCAAGCCGUGGAGAAGAAGGAAACGGAAACGAAGAAGAAAAAGAAGAGGAGUAAGGAAGAGCACAAGCAUUCUAGGAAAAGGAGCAGGUCACGGUCGCGUGACGUGCGCAAAAAAUCCAAAAGGAAACACAAGCGGCGAAG
Priapulus caudatus is the source of this 505-nucleotide messenger RNA. Its product is annotated as protein SREK1IP1-like. The record is from RefSeq and is a predicted model, not a curated record. Gene Ontology annotation, molecular function: nucleic acid binding; zinc ion binding. Lineage: Eukaryota; Metazoa; Priapulida; Priapulimorpha; Priapulimorphida; Priapulidae.